AUGUCUUACAAGAUCGCCGCCCCCGACCAGUACCUGGCCAUUACUGGCAUGGGCGUUAAGAAGAUCAAGAUUACCAAAGCAGCAUGGGUGUGGCCAUUACAGCGAUGCAUGCGGUUUAGCGUGCAACCAAACGACUAUGCUAGGAACCUCCAAGCUAUGACCAAGGAGAAGCUCCAGUUCCUCCUCCCCGUCGUCUUCACCGUCGGCCCCGACGUCAACCAACGAGGCGCCAACUCGGCCGACGACGAAGGCCACGACGACGACCGGGACCGCGAGGACAAGGGCGACGCGCUCAUGAAAUACGCCAUGCUCCUGGCCGACCGCGAGGUCGACAGCAAGGGCCACCCCCAGGAGGGCCAGUCGCACGUCGAGAGCAUCAUCAACGGCAUCAUCGAGGGCGAGGUGCGCGUGCUGGUCUCGUCCAUGACCAUGGAGGAGAUCUUCACCGAGCGCGAGGUGUUCAAGCGCCGCAUCUUCAAGAACAUCCAGUCGGAGCUGGCCCAGUUCGGGCUCAAGAUCUACAACGCCAACGUCAAGGAGCUCCGCGACGCCCCCAACUCGGAGUACUUCGAGUCGCUCUCGCGCAAGGCCCACGAGGGCGCCACCAACCAGUCGCGCAUCGACGUGGCCGAGGCCCAGCUACGCGGCAACGUCGGCGAGGCCCACCGCCGCGGCGAGCAGGAGCGCGAGAUCGCCAAGAUCAACGCCGAGACCGCCGUCCAGAAGACCGAGCGCGACAUUGAGCGCGCCGCCGCCGAGGCCAACCUCAGCACCCGUCAGGCCGGGCUCAACCGCGACGUCGAGAUUGCUCGCGUCACCGCCCAGCGCGAGCUGCAGUCCACGGACGAGGAGCUGAAACGCCAGGUCGAGAUCAAGCGCGCCGCCGCUGAGAUGGAGCGACUCCGCGCCCGCGACGUCGUCAAGGCUACCAUCGAGCGAGAGUCGGCCCAGCAGGUUGCCGAUGCGCGCGCCUACCAGGUCGAGGCUGACGCGAAGGCGCAUUUCGAAAAGUCCCAGCGCGAGGCCGAUGGGCAGGCUUACGCUACCCGCAUCAAGGCCGAGGCGGACCUCGUCACCGCCCGCCUGCGCGCCGAGGGUCUCGCCGCCAUGGCCGACGCCUACGGCAAGAUGGGCCAAGCCUUUGGCGGUCCCGCCGGUCUGCUGCAGUACAUGAUGCUGGAGAAGGGCGUCUACCAGGACCUGGCCCACGCCAACGCCGACGCCAUCCGGGGUCUGCAGCCCAAGAUUAGCGUCUGGAACACGGGGGCUGCUGGUGGUGGUGGUGCCGAGGGCGGUGCCGGGGCAGCCACGGGUACCGAGACCAUGCGCAACCUGUACCAGAUGCUGCCUCCUCUCAUGACCACCAUCAACGAGCAGACUGGCAUUACUCUUCCGGAGUGGCAGUUUGGCCGUCUCAAUGCCGCCACCGAUGCUGUGCGCCAGGGGGAGCAGAAGAACGUUAAUGGGGUCUCGUCUUGA
Sodiomyces alkalinus F11 is the source of this 1479-nucleotide messenger RNA. RefSeq lists its product as hypothetical. Gene Ontology annotation, cellular component: plasma membrane. Gene Ontology annotation, biological process: protein localization to plasma membrane. The coding region runs from base 1 to 1479 and encodes 492 amino acids. The record is from RefSeq and is a predicted model, not a curated record. NCBI's taxonomy places the organism in Eukaryota, Fungi, Ascomycota, Sordariomycetes, Glomerellales, Plectosphaerellaceae. The transcript has 2 exons.